Molecule: messenger RNA, 2846 nt
Organism: Galeopterus variegatus (Sunda flying lemur)
Lineage: Eukaryota; Metazoa; Chordata; Mammalia; Dermoptera; Cynocephalidae
Product: adenylate cyclase type 10-like
Exons: 17
Coding region: 54-2774 (906 amino acids)
Cellular component (GO): cytoplasm
Molecular function (GO): adenylate cyclase activity
Source: RefSeq, a predicted model, not a curated record
AUGCAGCUUCCUGGGAGUUUUUGGGAACAUUGCUCUCCAGUGUGCCCAUCAUCAUGGUGAUGACAUUGACACCUACCUUCACACUGUGUGGCUGGGCCCAGCACUUCCUGCAGAGUUCUCAGGCUAUCCUUGUGCCCAUUUCGAAGUUGGCAGCAACCUCACUGUUGAGAAUGGCAUGUUGGGAGCUGGGGGUGGUGAGCAUCCCCCAAGAGCUGCAGAUCUACCUUCACCACAGGUGCUUUGGAAAUCCCCUCUAUUGUGAGGUCCUAUGCCAGGACCUUCUUUCUAAGGACAUACUGCUCUUUCAUGACCUCCAAAAGGAGGAGGAGGAAAACAGCAAGUGGGAGACCCUCUCAGCCAGUGCCGUGAAAUCCUCAAUGUAUAGUAUUUCUCCUGCCAGCUCUGAAGACCAGGAACUUUAUGUCUGCACAGUCAAGGAUGGUAUAAACUUGGAUACAGUGCCUCUCCCACCUUUGUUAAAAGAAAUAGCAGUAAACCAACUGGAUCAACUGAGCUCAGAGGAACAGUUGCUGGUCAAGUGUGCUGCAAUCAUUGGUCACUCCUUCCGUAGAGAUCUGCUGCAGCACCUCCUGCCUUGCUGGGAUAAAAAUAAGCUACUUCAGGUGUUGAGGGCUCUUGUAGAUAUACAUGUGCUCCACUGGUUCAACAAGAGCCAAGAGCUUCCUGCUGAGCCCAUAUUAGUGCCUUCCUCUAUCCAUAUCAUUGAUCAAACCAAAGAGAAGAAGAAAAAGUCAGAUUUUGGUUCAGCCUCUCUUAGGCUACAAGAGGAACUAUUCCUACUUCAAACUGAGGUGCUGGAAUUUGGAGUGCCUCUAUUACGGGAAGCUGCUUGGGAGCUGUGGCCCAAAGAACAACAGAUAGCUCUGCACCUUGAAUGUGCCUGUUUUCUCCAAGAUUUGGCCUGCCGCUGUGGGAGUUGCCAUGGAGGGGACUUUGUCCUCUUCCAUCGAUUUGCAAUCUGUUCUACUAAGAGCUCUAGUGGGACCACCAGAUUCUGUACUUACAAAGAUACUGGUUCCGUGCUAUCACAAGUGAUCACAGACAAAUUGCAGCUGCCUUCUCCCCAAGAGAGUUUUCAGUUCCAGACAAAACCAUCCAGAAGUCAGGAGGCCUUCUCAAGUGAACACUGCAGAACAGAGGAGGAGUUCCUGAAUCAAGUUAACAGGAAGUUGGCUCAGACCAGCCCCAAAAAAGACCUGUUGACUACAAAGCCUUGUCACUGUGAGGAAAUCCUGAAAUUAGUGCUCUCACCCCUCACCCAGCACUGCAUGGUCAUUGGAGAAACCAAUUGUGCAUUUUAUUACCUGCUGGAGGCUGCUGCUGCCUCCUUGGACCUGUCAGAUAAUUACAUGGCCUUUUCUUAUCUGAGGAAGGCAAGCAGUGUUCUGGGCCAAGCCUCAGCAUUCUCAUUCUUAAAAAAGCGCAAGGUGAAGAUCUGUCAGUUCGAAGAGGCUACUUUCUGCUGUCUUCGGUCAGAGGUCUGUUUUAACAUGGGACAGAUCACCUUGGCCAAAAAAUUGGCUAGGCAAGCUCUUCAACUGCUGAAAAGGAGUUUCCCUUCGACCUGGUUUGGUGUCCUUUUCCAAACAUUCCUGGAAAAGUAUUGGCAUUCCUGUUCCCUGAUCCAACCCCCAGACAACCCUAGUGAGAAUAAGAAGAAGCUAGCAGUCCUGCAGCAGCGGGUGCAUGCCCUCUCACUGCUCUGGCAGCUCUAUAACCUAGAGGCCACAGCCAACAGCCACAGGUUUGCCUGCCUGGCCACUCUUAUGCAGAAGAAUUCGGCUGAGGAGUUUGCAAAUGAAGCCCAGGUUGUCUCUACCUAUGUGGACCUCUCCCAGUUCUCCCAGAGCAUGGGUGACAGGGACAAGUGGCUGCACUGUGAACAAAUGGCCAUUCAGAAAAGCAGCCUAUGUUGGUUCUCCAGAGAGGGAUUGUUGGCCACAGCCCAGCUCAUGCAAGCCUUGGCCUACACCAAGCUCUGCCUAGGCCAUCUUGACUUCUCCAUCAAGCUGGGUUUUCAAGCUCUUGAGAUAUGCAGACACCUCAAGAAACCAGCCCUGGAGAAUCUGGUUCUCUCAGUUCUCUUCAGAUCUGCAUUUCUGGAGAAGAAAUUUGAUCUGUGUGUCCAUGUGUUGGAGAGUCAGUGGGCGCUCAUUUCCCAGGGUCAUGAUGUCCUCAGCCUGGCCUGCUUCUACUCUGCUUGCUUAGAUCUGCUGCUCUAUGGAAAAGGAUUGCUGUGUAGGCCCUUUGGCGAGUGUCUCCACUUCAUUCAACACUACGAGCACAGCUGUGUUCUAACCUCUCAGAGCAAUGUCAUGCUGGGAGUUCACUCCUCCCUGGCCAUGUGGUUUGCCCAAGACUCACAGUGGGACCUGUUUGAGCACCACUUCUCCAAGGCUUGCCAGUUGGUGAAAAGAACCAAUGCUUCACUAUUUGGUUCACAUGGCUUUGUUCGAUUUCUAGAGUGCCACGUGCUGAUGUUACAGAAAAUGCCAGCGGGUGUCUUCAUGCAUAUUCCCCCUGAGACUUACAGCCAAGCCCUCAAGUAUUUUAAAGAGUUCUUCUCUCGAUGUGUGACCUGCCCUGUUUAUCACCAGCGGGUCUCUGAACUUAAGGCCUCUGUAAUGAGAUGUGGGAAAAGAGAAUCCAUCAGACCUUAUGACACUUGUUUGACCAGGAUUUGGAUAGAGGGAGAAUUCCUGGAGGAAAACAAGUCUUAUGAAAGAAAUUUAGGAACACAGAGAUUUGACUGAGUGGCUGAUGUCAAGGAGAAUAAAAAAACAGAAGAAACUCAAGAAUGUAUAUGUUAAAAAAAAAUCUGAAGG